Molecule: messenger RNA, 2037 nt
Organism: Lineus longissimus
Lineage: Eukaryota; Metazoa; Nemertea; Pilidiophora; Heteronemertea; Lineidae
Product: transmembrane protein 151B-like
Exons: 3
Coding region: 265-1527 (420 amino acids)
Source: RefSeq, a predicted model, not a curated record
UAGGUCAAUUCAUGGUCAGGUGAACAGGGCGGAUUGCCUAAAUACCAGUACAGCUCUCAAAACAGGAAGCUCAACAAAUUUUACUGCUGAUUUUGGAACUGUAUUUAGAGGCAGACACAUCAGAACACCACAGUCACUCAGAAAAUCAGGAAGUUGAUGAAAACUACUCGGAAUCAGAUAAGAAGACUAGUUCUAUAGCAAGAAGAAAGACACGGCCAUCUCAGGGAGAAUUUCACUUGAAAAAAGACCUUUGUUGGCACAAUCAUGUUGGCCGCACCAUGGCUAACAGUCGUGAUCUUGUUCAUCACAUUCAGCCUGCAGCUGAUUGUGCCGAUGGUUGUCUGGGGAUACCGUGGAUGUUGCAAGAAGCAGACCAAGAAAAAAGACGAGGAGCCGGAUCUGUUCGAUGUUGCGUAUGAUGAUGCUGGGCUUGAUCAACUUCCCGAGGCAAGUGAAGAGGGCGCAUUCAGUAGCUUCACCCAGCAGACGGUUACAGAAACUACUCAAUACAGAGAAGGGGAGGAACCUGCCGAGAAGCCGAUAACCAUUAGAGUCAAAUCAGACCGACAAGCAGAACCAAAAAAGAACAAAUUCUCGAUCUGGGAACUCAUCAGAAUCUUCUCAUUGGACUUUUAUAUCUCAUUUUGGCUUUGGUUGGUUUUCGUAAUUGGAUGUGAAUCUACCCAAUGUUACAGGAUGGGUUUUGCAUUGGAGUUUUUACGCGGGCUUUCCCUUUUUAUGAUUUGUGCGAUUCCUUUGUUUAUUUGCUAUGAAUCGUACAAGUCCCGUGAACGGAAUUAUAUUCGGAAUAUUCUCAAGACCGAUAGUAUUAAGUUUUAUAUUGAGCGGAUGAAGAAGAUUGAACCGUUGAUUACGUUGAAGGCGACAUGUGGGCACUGGGAGGAACGGGAACGGACAAUCACAAUCACAGACACGUACGGACAUGUCAACACACGGACAGAGACCUACAUGGCUUUCAUCGUAACACACAAAGAGGAGGAAGAUUUCAAAUUCGACAGAUGCCGGGACGUGUCGGCCGAAGAUGCCGAUAACUAUAACAAUUUGAAAGCGACACGCCUCUGUUUACGAAAGGAGGUGGAGUUUGGCGACCUUUACACAAAAGAUUUAUACAACACGAGGCUGCAGGCGAUGAUUGACCGCAAUAAGGACAAGGAUAAAAAUCUCAACAUCAAACUUGUAACAGAGAUCCCUGGUUUUAAAUGGCGCGUGACAGCGUUCGUUGAUAUGCAUGAUAAGGCGUGGUGGAUGACCGAGAAGUGGUUCUGGGUCGCAACUGUUUUAUUCUUCUCGUGGCCAUAUCGGUUGAUUUUCCGGCGCUGGUCCGCAAAAUCAAAAUAUACAUUGCACAAGAUGGUUUAUGUUAAUCCGUCCCCAGAUGUGGCCAAUCACAAUGAGACCAAGGGCGAUGAGGAGGCUGUCCCAGCUGCAACACUUCAAGCAAGUGAGCCGGAAUAUGUCCGCAACCCUCAAGAGGUUCAGAUUCAGAUUCAACAAUCAACUGUGUGAACCUGUAGCUAGUUAUCUUUUUACAUCAUGACUUUUUUUAAAACAGCUGAUUUUAGUCUGGAAAUUGGUGUGUGCGUAAAGUUGCAACAAGCAACAGCUGAUCAAGCUUUUUACCAUUGUUUUUAAAAAUUGCAGGGAAUAGUCACAACUCCAGAUGAUAGUGUCAUCCUAAUUCACAAAGUCAAUAAUUUGGACCAAGUUGAAAACUUUUUUUGUUGUUUUGUACUGAAGUUGAACAUUGUAUUUCAACUGAUAUUCAGUGUAAUACAUGAUCAAGUCCCUCCACACAUAAAACAUUCCACAGCAUAUACUGGCACAAUGAAGCUCAUGUAAACAUAUUUUAACAUAUUUGUAUUUUGUACCCAAGAUUUUAUCGCCAAUAUCCAUUUUGUAUGUUAUUAUUUACAGUACUGUACAAGAAUGUAGAUUGAUUGAGGUGCAAAUUAUACAGUAUAUCCAGCCCUCAACUGCCUUGUCCGAUGUUAGUGAAAUAAAGAGUUUAUCAAAUUA